Dunckerocampus dactyliophorus (ringed pipefish) is the source of this 2108-nucleotide messenger RNA. RefSeq names its product troponin I, slow skeletal muscle-like. NCBI's taxonomy places the organism in Eukaryota, Metazoa, Chordata, Actinopteri, Syngnathiformes, Syngnathidae. Gene Ontology annotation, cellular component: troponin complex. The transcript is spliced from 8 exons. The coding region runs from base 620 to 1363 and encodes 247 amino acids. Gene Ontology annotation, biological process: muscle contraction. The record is from RefSeq and is a predicted model, not a curated record.
ACACCCAGUGGUUGCUUAGUGAACUGAAAUUCUCAGCACAGCUCGUCUGAAAACCCUGCUGGAGAUUUCUAGAAUAAAAAAGAUAAAUGCAACACGGCCUCCAUAUUCUCGUGUUGUCAAUGAAUGUGAAGUACUUUAGCGAUCAAAUGCAGUCCGAGCGUAUUUAUGUACUUUUUAAAAACGUUUUUCUGGUGUAACUACGUUAGUGACUCGCAUUAGUGACUGCGAUCUGCAGACUACCCUCGUAAAAAUACCACAAAACAAGCCUAGCAUAAAAACAGCGGCGCACAAUGCAGACGGAAAGAUUUAGUGGGCCAUGCUGGAGGCAACCUUUGAGGCCAAGUCAGGAUUAGAGCCACAGGCUGAUGGCAGGCGUCCUGGAUGGGGUCACGCGUCAGCUGCUUUACCAGUCCAAACAAAUCCCGGUCUUGUAUGAAGGGUCCAAAUGGAUUAAAAUGCCCGCAAAGAGCAGGAGUUGGAUUGCUUCAGGAAUAGCACGUACACCUGCUGAGGAUCACUGAAGAGAAGUGACAGAACAUUCUAGACAGACCGGUCAUGGUGUCAGGGCAGGUCGUAUGUCACGCGUGGGCCCGUGCCAGCCCAUUCUUUGUGGACCGGGAUGCUUGAAGUGGCUGUCGGCAGCGUCAGUAUAAAGGCAGCCCAUCGUUGGAGGGGUCCAUUGUUGCGGAGGCGUUCCCCCAGCACGCAGGCGAACACCUCAGGAGCCCCAACAAUGAACGCCAAGUGGGAUAAGCCAAAGUCAAAGAUCUCAGCUUCUCGCAAGCUCUCCUUAAAAAUGCUCCUCCUGACGAGAGCCUGCGAGGAUCUGGAGCGCGAGCGUCAGGAGAGGGAGGAGGAGAAAGUGCGCUAUCUGGAGGAGAAGUUGCCUCCUUUGCAAAUGUCUGGGCUGUCGCUGGACGAGCUGCAGGACCUGUGCAAGGAGCUGCACGCCCAGAUAGACGUGGUGGACGAGGAGAGAUACGACUGCGAAUCCAAAGUCAACAAACACAACAUAGACGUGAGUGUCCUGCAGCAUCUUCCUGCACUUUCAAGCUUGACGUGUCCUCCUGUCAUCCAGAUCCGAGAACUGAAGCUGAAGGUGCAGGACCUGGGUGGCAAGUUCAAAAAACCCGCCUUGAGAAAGGUAAGGGUGUCCGCCGACGAAAUGAUGAGGGCCCUCCUGGGCUCCAAGCACAAGGGCUCCAUGGACCUCCGCGCCAACCUCAAGUCUGUGAAGAAGGAGGAUGUCAAACAGGACAAGGUGCUCACGAGCGAGGUGGGUGACUGGCGCAAGAACGUGGAGGCCAUGUCGGGCAUGGAAGGACGCAAGAAGAUGUUUGACACGGGUGGAGCCGCACAGUGAGCGGAGGGGGGGAGUUCCUGAUUUGAUAAAUGUCGUCUUUCAAGGAAAAGUGUACUUUUUUUUUUUGGAAUGUUGCCCAUCAUCCACAAUCCUUACGUGAGACAUGGACACGUCUUUUUCUUGUCCGUGCCUUCUAAAUAUAUAAAAAGAGGUAAAAAGAGGCAGCUGUUUCAUGCACGUUGUGGGACACGCCUAUACCGCCUCCAACAAGACUCCGUUUGCAUCAUGUGAGCUGCAUAUGAAGCACAUUGUUAUUAUUAUUCUUAUUAACAUUGUUACACCCAAGAACUACCUUACUGGCGUAGUGACACCUCGCCACACCACACCGGCUAGCUACUAGCCGGCUAGUGGCUAGCUUCACCACACACUUGUCCACAACGCCUCAGGCCGCUAGCCAAAGUAACGCUACAUAUUGGAGCUGUGUUUUUGUGUUUGAUGCUAGGUGUAGCGUUCCUUUCUAUGUUGCUAUGUGACACCAAUGCACCCAGGAAGGAAGUAUUCCAUGUUAUGAUGAAUGUAGCUGCUACUACACGCUCACAGCAUGGAUGGAAAACCACUACACCUUGUUGGAACCUUUUGGAGGUGUUUUCAUAGGCGAGUUCCAUGGCGUGCAUUAAUUAGUUGCCUCUUUUUUUUUUUUUUUACCAGUUUUUAUGUCUUUAGAAGGCACAGAAAGAAGAAAGGAGUGUGUUCACGUCCCACAUGAGGAUUGUGGAUGAAAUGAGAAGACUCCUCCUUUUUGAAA